Molecule: messenger RNA, 1395 nt
Organism: Frankliniella occidentalis (western flower thrips)
Lineage: Eukaryota; Metazoa; Arthropoda; Insecta; Thysanoptera; Thripidae
Exons: 2
Coding region: 1-1395 (464 amino acids)
Source: RefSeq, a predicted model, not a curated record
AUGGAGGAAUCUGCCCUGCUUGGCAUUCAAGUUUCUCAGGCAGCAAGGGAUUUAAUGGAGUGGGAGCGUCGCAAUUUUUCUAGACAUGUGAAUGCAAGGCAAUGGCUAUUGAGGGAAAAAUGUUUUAGCCUGUCCAUCUACAAAAGAAGUCCUAAAACUUAUCGAUAUUUGCGCCAACACUUCACUCUGCCAUGUGAGAAAACACUAAAAAAUGUUUUGGAUAGCAUCCACAUAGAGCCUGAAAUCUCACAAGUUUUUCUGAAGAUCCUAGAAAAGAAAACAUUUAAUAGUUUAGAUAAGGAUAAGGUGGCAGUGGUUGCAUUUGAUGAGGUUUUUGCAGAAGAGAACCUUACCUUCAGUAAUCUCCUUGACUUAGUCAAUGGAUUUGAAGAUUUUGGAGCAAGGGGCAGAACACACAAGAAAGCUGAUCAUGUUCUAGUAUUUAAAGUGAAACUACUAAACACUGAUACAGACUUGCCCAUUGCUCAUUACCCUGUACAUGCCACCUGUCCUUCUGACAUGCUGGCCUUGCUACUGGAAGAUGUAUGCAGAGCACUACCUUCUAUUGGUAUCACUGUUGUGGCCAGUGUGUCAGAUCAGGGCUCUACCAAUAGAGGGGCUAUUGCAGCAUUGCGAGAAAAAUGUGAUCAAGGAGAGUUUGACAAUGUAUAUCAGGUAGAUGGCAAACUGAUUGUGCAUCUGUGGGACUUCCCUCGCCUCUUGAAAAAUUUAAGGAAUAAUUUGCUUCCUAGUAAUUUAUAUUUUGAAGAGAACAAGCUGGCAAAAUGGCGGCAUAUAAUUGAGUUUUUCAAGUUGGAUGAGGGAAUUUGCAAGAUUUCAAGAUUGAAGUAUGCUCACUUGGCUCCUGUUGGACGCAACAAAAUGCAUGUGCAUUUAGCUGCUCAAAUAUUUAGUGAGCAAAAUUUCAAGGGGAUGAAAACCUUUCAUACCCUUUCCGAUGGAAGGCUUCUUAGUGAAGCUAUGAACACAGCUGAGCUCCUAAUGACAGUUGAUACCCUGUUUGACUCAGUAAAUGGGCCAAGUAGGCGUGACAAGCCGAAAGAUGGUAGGUGUGAUGUAACUCCAUCAUCAUACUACCACUUUGUGGGUGGCAUGAAAACUGUCCUGGUCCAGAAGCUAUCUGCCAAAGUUCGAGGGACAAACUGUGAGCAGGCUGAUGAGAAAAAAAUGAAUGAGUUUGUGGCCUUGUUGGAGGUGGCAAUAAAUUGUCAAAGUGUCCACUCUGAUGCCACCCCUGGCUUGCUCCGGGCCCAUGAUCCAGCUGAUCCUCCUCCCAGGCCAUUCAACAAACUCACCCGUCAAGGGCCCUCCUUGACGUGUGGGACAAUCUGCACCAAAGUCCUUGAGGCCACUGGUAGGUGCCAGGUGACCUGA